AUGUCUAUUGAAUCAUAUGCCAAGGACUUGAAGGCUGCCCUUCAUCAAUACCCAAACUUCCCUUCUGAAGGUAUUUUGUUUGAGGAUUUCCUACCAAUCUUCAGAGAACCACAACUAUUCCAGAAGUUGGUCGACGCAUUCAAGAUGCACCUGGAAGAGACAUUCACUGAAAAGAAGGUCGAUUACAUCGUCGGUCUGGAGUCUCGUGGGUUCUUGUUCGGCCCAAGCUUGGCUUUAGCCAUGGGCAUCGGCUUUGUCCCAGUUAGAAAAGCUGGUAAGCUGCCUGGUGAAUGUGUCAAGGCUGUUUACGAAAAGGAAUACGGUUCUGAUGAAUUCGAAAUGCAAAAGCAUGCUAUCCCAGCCGGUGCUAACGUUGUCAUUGUUGAUGAUAUUAUCGCUACCGGUGGUUCUGCUGGUGCCGCUGAAGAACUGAUCAAGAAGAUUGGUGCUAACGUUCUAGAAUACGACUUCGUAAUGGAAUUGGAUUUCCUAAAGGGCAGAGAUAAGCUAAACGCCCCAGUUUUCACCUUGUUGAGCUCUCAAAAGGAAGCUCUUCAAAAGCCAUCUGCUUAA
Molecule: messenger RNA, 573 nt
Organism: Nakaseomyces glabratus
Lineage: Eukaryota; Fungi; Ascomycota; Saccharomycetes; Saccharomycetales; Saccharomycetaceae
Gene: APT1
Product: adenine phosphoribosyltransferase APT1
Biological process (GO): AMP salvage; adenine salvage
Cellular component (GO): cytoplasm
Molecular function (GO): adenine phosphoribosyltransferase activity; adenine binding; AMP binding
Source: RefSeq, a predicted model, not a curated record